AUGACAACGAAAGGCACGGGAAGAUACGACAUUAGCUGCAAAUUUCGACCAAGAAGGGAAGCAGCACUCGGAAACCUCGGUGCUUCGUCUUUACGGAUUUUCGACCAAGAAGGGAAGCAGCACUCGGAAACCUCGGUGCUUCGUCUUUACGGAUUUUCGACCAAGAAGGGAAGCAGCACUCGGAAACCUCGGUGCUUCGUCUUUACGGAUGUCUUCAUAUUCUCGUUCCCCGGUAUUAAUAGCAGCAAUGGGCUUCUGGGGGCUGGAAGCAGAACCACGGAAAUUAAGGCACACUUGCUCGAACUCAAAAAGUGGCUUUAA
Botrytis deweyae is the source of this 321-nucleotide messenger RNA. RefSeq lists its product as uncharacterized. The record is from RefSeq and is a predicted model, not a curated record. The transcript has a single exon. NCBI's taxonomy places the organism in Eukaryota, Fungi, Ascomycota, Leotiomycetes, Helotiales, Sclerotiniaceae. Bases 1 to 321 code for a protein of 106 amino acids.